AUGGAGGCCGCAGACAUCAACGACGAUGUCGUCCACCCGGAAGUGCGGGCGCACAUCACCAACCUGGUCUCGGCGCUCGGUGGUUACAGCGUGGACGAAGAUGGAAGCUACAAGCUCGGUGACGAAGCCCUCGACGUCUUGCGCGACCUGAAGAAAUGGAUCCGAUUCUACGACGAAAAGACCAACCGUAUGGACGUUGCCAGAUGCCUGGCUGAAGCGAAUCUCGUCGGCGGCGAUCUACUCCAGAUCUUGACACUAUGGCCCCAGAACGAAACCGACAGCAAAUACAAAGCCCGUAUCGCCCUAGCCUGCUUCGAGGUCAUGGUGCCCCUUACUUGGCCCAUAGAGAAGGAGCGCGCGGAAAUGACAAUCAACCACCAUCGCCACAUGCCGGUCCUACAGCUUGCCCAGCUUGGCUAUAAGCGCGCCAUCAUAAACUUCGAUGCGAUACCCAUCCUCAACACCGCCGUCAGGGUAGCCCUGCCCUCCAUGGCCAUGCCUAUUGGCGAGCGGACACCUCGAGACCUGGCUAUCAUUAAGCUCAUUCUGUUCUUCCUGAGGAAUGUUGCCAUGAUUGCACCUCCUCAAGGUGUCAAGUACGAAGGCGACGAGACACAGGUAUCCAGGUCGGCCACCAUCGAUGCCUUCUCAUACCAAGACAUAUUUUUGACCCUCCUCACCCUUGCUUCCAACAUGGGCGAGGACUUCCGCACCGAGGAUGUGAUUGUUAUGGAGAUUAUCUUUCAUCUUGUCAAGAGAGUUGACCCCAGUUCGCUCUUCGUCAGCGAAAAGCAACUCAACAAAGCAAAGGGACAAGAGCUGGCAUCGGAGAUGCGCAAGGAAACCGCUAUGCUGAAAUCGUACAACAAAACUACAACCACCCGUCAUAGUCGAUUUGGAACAAUGAUAUGGGUGAAACGAGCAGACGGAAAGAUGGUGACAGUAUCUGGCCAAGAGGCUCUUUUGGACGCCAAGACACGGGAGAGGAAGAUGGAUAGCUCAAAAACAUUCAGACCGCCGAGGAGGGCGAGGAAACCCGAGAGGGAACCCAAAGACCUUGGGCCUCCAGUGACACUAGACGAAAGAGCUCGUCAGCAGCUUCGAUCAUUCGUCCAAGACUUCCUUGACUCGGGUUUCAACCCCUUGUUUCUGCACGUGAGGCAAUCGAUCGACCGGGAGGCAUUGCAUGUGCUGAACCAGCAUAAGAGCCAGUUCUUCUACCUUGUCGCCUGGUUCCUCGAAGCCGAGCGGAUGCGCAGAAAGGCCAAAAGGGAGGAGUCAAAGUCGACGUCCGCAGCCGGAGAAGAGGUGAACAGCUUUAACCUCGUUGCUGCUGUACUCCAACAGGAAAUGUUCGCUUCCAUGAACCGUGCGCUUGACCGGUCCUAUAGUGAUAAAGACUGGCAGUUGCUUACCUCGGUCAUGCGAUGCUACACCCAGAUCUUCCUUACGGUCCAGGAGAUGUCCGAGUCUCCCAAUGAGGAGGACCAGGAGAUUGCCGAAAACACCCUCAGCCGUCUCUUCUACGAGGAGACAACCCACGACCUUAUCGCGAAUAUCGCCCGAACAUACAAGGACCAAGGCUUCGAAUAUCUUGAUGCGGCAACGGAGCUGGUCCACACUUUCCUCCGCAUGUUGGAAGGUUACUCUAAGCAAAAUGUUGACUUGCAGGUGCGCUCGCGGAAGCGAGCCCGCCGAAAGAAGAAGGCUGCUAAAGCUGCCGCUGCAGCAGCAACUACAGCUCCCGGUGAGGAAGCAGAAGACGUUGGCGUUCCCGAAGAGAAUGAUGCCGACGAUUCUGGAGACGAUGAGCAGCAUGCAGAGCGGGUUACUCAGGAGCGCAAGUUUGAGUUUGGGAAAUUCGCCAUCAGAUUUGCUCCUCAGGGUGUUGUCGACACAUUUGUCGCCUUAACGAAAUUCUAUCGGGAUUUGAAUGAUACGCAGCUGAAACGCGCUCAUCGCUACUUCUAUCGUGUUGCUUUCAAACAGGAACUAGGCGUCAUGCUGUUUCGACUGGACAUCAUUAAUCUCUUUUACAACAUGGUGAAAGGCCCUGAGCCCUUGGACAAAAACUCGCCGAUGUUCAAGGAGUGGGAAGAACUCUCUAAGCAGAUAAUCCGGAAGUGUGUCAAGAAGCUUCAAGAGCGGCCUGCGCUGUUUACCGAAUUGCUCUUUUCCAAGAUCGGCAGCACGACACACUUCCUUGAGCAUGGCUACGAGAAGCCUGUUACCACAACUACCCCACGACCUGGUGCCGAGCUGGAGUUCAAGCGCGCCACAGAGCGCGACGAGCAGAUCGGCAUUGCGGUCAGCGUACUCAUCGACAAACAGCAAACUGAGCACCUCCAAUGGCUCAAGGAUCAGCUAACAAGCGCAAUGAACGAGCGGCAAGCAUGGGAGAACGUAGACAAGGCCAUGGCGGCCACUACGGAGGGCGCAGCUGACGGUGAAGCUGGCGAAGACAGCAUGAACAAAUCAGCACCGCCACAUGUCACCAUCCGCCCUGAUACCGAAGCGCGCCGCACAGCCAUGUUCAAGAACCCGCACCUCCGUCUCCUCAUGCGCCUAGUCGGCAUGGAGCGCCUCACCCCUACUCUCGACGAAACCCCUGACUCGACAUGGAUUCUCCCAGGCAACCACACCGCCGAGGCGAUUCAAGAUACCAUCGAUCUCAUAAACAAAGCCGAGUUCUCCCCUCCCACCUUCGAGGACGGCGGCUCAGCCGAAGACCAGCUCCGGCGCAAGUCCGCCGCCGCUUCCCGCAGGACACGCGCCGCAUAUGACGACGACGAAGAAGAAAUCCGCGGGUUCCUCGGUGACGACGACGAUGAAGGCGGUAUCGGCGAAGACUUCCUCUUUGCACCGGGUGGCCCCACCGCACGUAAGCCGGACGCCAGGCCGCAGAAAAAGCGCCAGCGCAGGCGCCGGAGAGAGGCUGGCAGUGGAGACGAGGAAGAUGAGGGGGUGUCGGAUGAAGUGUUGGCUGCGCGGGCGAAGAAGAGGAGGGAGAAGGAGCUGGAGAAGAUGAGGAAGAUCAAGAGUGAAAUGUACGUGCAUGCAAGCGACGACGAGACGGACGAUGAAAGGGAUCGGGAGUUCUUUGAGCGUGAGAAGAAGAGGCAGGAGGCGAAGGACUCGACUUUUGAUAGCAUGCUUGGAACGUUGGGGUUGUCAGUGUUGUCGCAGGUAAAUGGUGGGGAGAAGAGCGCGUGGGAGGCGGUGUUGGAUGAUGAGGAUGGUAGUGAUGGGAGUGAAGGUGAGGGGGGGAGGAGUGCGAAGCGGAGGAAGAAGCAGGUUGCUUCUGAUUCCGAAGAAGAAGAGGAGGAAGAGGAGGACAGUGAUGAAGAGUUGCCGACGAAACCGGUUAAGGCCUCAAAGACGAAGAAGAAGGCAGCACCGAAACGACCAGUAAGGAGGUCUGCGGCACUCAAGAAGAAGGCUGUUGUGGAGCUCAGCGACGAUGAAGAGGAAGAGGAAGAAGAAGAAGACGAGGAGGAGGAUGCCAUGGACGUGGAUUCGGAUAACGAACGCACGACAACGAAGGACGCACCCCCGCCAUCCAGCCCCGGUGACGGGCUAGGGAGGAGAAUAAACAAAAUGGUGAUGGAUGAUAACGACGAGGAUGAGGAUGAUCAGCCGGUUGUGGCCGCUCGCCAAAGGCCUAGAGCCAGGGGAGGAUUCGUCAUUGACAGCAGUGAUGAAGAGUAG
Molecule: messenger RNA, 3708 nt
Organism: Sordaria macrospora k-hell
Lineage: Eukaryota; Fungi; Ascomycota; Sordariomycetes; Sordariales; Sordariaceae
Biological process (GO): replication fork arrest; DNA repair; DNA replication checkpoint signaling
Cellular component (GO): replication fork protection complex
Molecular function (GO): DNA binding
Source: RefSeq, a predicted model, not a curated record